This is a messenger RNA of Leptonychotes weddellii (Weddell seal), 7149 nucleotides long. It is a transcript of the gene GXYLT1, whose product is annotated as glucoside xylosyltransferase 1. Gene Ontology annotation, biological process: protein O-linked glycosylation via N-acetylgalactosamine. Gene Ontology annotation, molecular function: UDP-xylosyltransferase activity. Lineage: Eukaryota; Metazoa; Chordata; Mammalia; Carnivora; Phocidae. The record is from RefSeq and is a predicted model, not a curated record.
AGGAAGGAGGGGCGGGCUCGAGGCCGCGGCGGAGGAGGAACUUGUUGCGGCCGCGGCUGCGCUGUGCGGCUCCCUAAGCUCCAGUUCGCCGGGCGGGCGCGGUGCAGCGGUGGUGGCGGCGGCGGCGGCUGGGGCGCGGGGCCGGGGCGAUGCGGCGUUAUCUGCGCAUCGUGGUGCUGUGCCUGGCCUGCGGCUUCUGCUCGCUCCUCUACGCCUUCAGCCAGCUCGCCGUGUCCUUGGAGGAAGGGGCGGGCGGCGGUGGCGGGAAGCCGCAGGCCGCGGCGGCUUCCUGGCUCGCGGGCGGCGGACGCGGCGGCGCAAGAGGGGUGGGCAGCGUGGGCUCCGCAGCGCAUCCCGGCCCGUCAGACAGGUGUAAAGAUUUCUCUCUGUGUUACUGGAAUCCCUAUUGGAUGCUGCCCUCUGAUGUUUGUGGAAUGAACUGCUUUUGGGAAGCGGCUUUUAGGUAUAGUCUGAAUGUGCAGCCCAUUCAGAGAAUGCACCUCGCUGUGGUUGCCUGUGGUGAAAGACUGGAAGAAACUGUAACCAUGUUGAAGUCAGCUAUCAUUUUCAGCAUCAGACCUCUUCAGUUCCAUAUUUUUGCUGAAGAUCAACUACAUGAUAGUUUUAAAGGCAUACUUGAUAGCUGGUCAUUUCUGCAGACAUUUAAUUAUUCAUUAUACCCAAUAACUUUUCCAAGUGAGAAUGCAGCGGAGUGGAAAAAGCUUUUUAAACCUUGUGCUUCCCAGAGAUUAUUCUUGCCAUUAAUCCUGAAAGAAGUUGACUCACUAUUGUACGUCGACACUGAUAUCCUUUUUUUACGGCCCGUUGAUGAUAUUUGGUCUUUACUAAAGAAAUUUAAUUCCACACAAAUUGCUGCAAUGGCGCCGGAACAUGAAGAGCCACGAAUAGGGUGGUAUAAUCGCUUUGCCAGGCAUCCAUAUUAUGGAAAAACUGGAGUAAACUCUGGAGUUAUGUUGAUGAACAUGACUAGAAUGAGAAGGAAAUAUUUCAAGAAUGACAUGACAACUGUACGGCUGCGAUGGGGAGAUAUACUUAUGCCAUUGCUUAAAAAAUACAAACUUAACAUCACAUGGGGGGAUCAAGAUCUGUUGAAUAUCAUCUUUUUUCAUAAUCCAGAAAGCCUUUUUGUUUUUCCGUGUCAAUGGAAUUAUCGACCAGAUCAUUGUAUAUAUGGAAGCAAUUGCCAGGAAGCAGAAGAAGAAGGAAUCUUUAUUCUUCAUGGGAACAGAGGUGUUUACCAUGAUGAUAAGCAACCAGCAUUUAGAGCCAUUUAUGAAGCACUGAGAAAUUGUUCUUUUAAAGAUGACAACAUCCGUUCCUUAUUAAAACCUUUAGAACUGGAACUACAAAAGACAGUCCAUACGUACUGUGGAAAAAUUUACAAAAUAUUUAUCAAACAGCUAACAAAAAGCAUACAAGAUCGUUAUGAUAGACCACCAAAGGAAAGGUGAUCCUUGGUGACCGUUAAAUCAAAUGAAUUAAAACAACAAAAUAUCAGAGGACAUGUGUGAAGAAAUGGUCUUGGAUGAAGUGUUCAGGAAGGAAUUAUUCAUCUUCAGAAUAAUUGUUUCUCCUGAAGAAGUUAAAUGAGUAUAUAUAUUCAUGUAAUGAAGAAUAAAUUAAAGUCUUGAACUCCAGCAAGAAGACAUUUUUGAUACCUGAUGUUUUGUAAUGUUAUUUGCUGUCAAUACAGUAUUGAUGAAAAUAUUAUUGAAUGGUUUGUAGCCUACAGACUUUGGUUGACUCUUCUCAAGUGAGUAGGGACAGUAGGGGUGUAUGGAUGGAGAAAAUGUACCUCAUACACAGUGGAAACAUUCAAACUGUGAGUAUAGCAAUAAUUUUAUGUCAGCACUAACCUCACUUUAAAUGUGUGACAGAAAGUUUACAGGAACAGAACAGGUUCUGUUUCUAAAGCAAUGUGAUGUAACCGAUGUAACCAUUGACAAUCGAUGUGUGCCUUUAUACAUUUCAUCUCUGUUUUAAAAUAUUCCUGUGACAAUCAUGUUUAAAAUUAGAUUAUAAGUAAGCUGCAUGUUUAAAAUUGAGCUAUAUAAGAAAGUGGGAAAACCAUAAAAAUGUUGGAGUUUUAGUCUGUGUGUGUUUGUGAAGUGUAGUAUUUUCAUUUGUGUAUGUUAACCUGUGUUGCCAAAACUCAAAUCUGAGAUUGUUAAGAUAUUUUUGGAAAUUUUCAUCACUUUAAAUGAAAAUUUUCAGCUUUACUGGGCAUUCUGGAAGCAAAAAGUAGCUGAUCAUAAAGUGAGAACCUAACUAGUAUACUUACGUGAUUGUGGAAAAUGUGAUGGACCAAAAGGCAUAAGCUAUAUACUUCCUGUGAACAGUCAUUUUAGUUACAAUGAAGCAGAAAAAAGUGGUCGAUUUAAACUUUUUUCUUCUACCUCAGAAUGGCUUUACAAGAUACUUUGAAGAAGCAAAUGUAGAGAGCCUUACUUUAAGUCAGUUAGACAAUGUUCAUGAUGAUUUGGAUUAAGAAGAUUGUUAUAUCUGAGUAUAGAAAAAGUAGUUUUGAUUGGGUUAAUAUGCAUAUCUUCCUUUUUUGAACAUUACUUAAGACUUUAAUCUCGAAGAUAAGAAAAAUAUUACUUCUCUUAGUGUUCUUGACUGCUCUCUAACAUGACUAUAGAUUCUGAGUACUUAGCAUGUACUGUGCUGUGGCAUAUAUCUCAUCUUAUUAGGUGCUACGUGGUUAUUCUCCUUUUUCCUUUUCUGAUAUCUUAAUGCUUAAGUAGAGAAGGAAAAAUCUGAAGGAAAAAAAAAAAAACUUAUGUGAAAAAAGUGGUGAUCGGCUUUAUAAAGAUAGAGUGUCCUCUGUGGAGACAUGGCAUAUGCAGAAAGACAUGGUCAGUGCAGUUGUCCCCUGUCUUUUGCAGUUCAAUCAGGGCAAACUGAGAGAGGAAGGUGUAAAAAAAGGCAAAUUAGAAGUUGAUAACCAGCCCAGCACUCUUUGAACAGAUGCGUUUAGAGAACACAAUCUGUAUGUCCUUGGCAGAAUGCCAUGGUGAAUAUAAGCACUUGUGAACUGUGCUGAUAAUUGAGUUUACUGAGUAGAGAAUUAGAAUCCUAGGAUUUUGAAGUUUGGAGGGUAUAUAUAAGAUCAUUUCUAAUGGUCGCCGAAAGAACUUUGCCUGUCUAGAUUAGACUCUCGUGGAGAGCUUGUUGAGCAUGGAUCCCCGGGCUUCCCCUUAGACUUCUUGGACACUGUGUCUAGGAUAGGGGCUGCAAAUGUUUUUUUAAUGAAGAGAUUUUAAAACUACAUAAAAGUAGAACAGUACAGUGGUACUCAUCGCCCAGAUUAAACAUUAAAUAUCUUACCAUAUUUGUGUCAUGUAUUCCUUUUCCCUUCGCUGAAAUAUCUUAAAGAAAAUGCCGGAUAGCCUGUUAUUUCACUGCUAUGAGUGCUUUGGUAACUACAAUGACAUCAUACCUCCUCUGACUUCAUUUACUAUCCAUUCCUAAGCAAAUUUCCUUAAUUGUCUCCAGUGUUAGUGUGCAAAAAUAAGUCAUCUUAUGAUUCUAUUUUUAAUAAGCAUCUCAGAUGAUUUUGAUGUCAGCUAGUUUGGGAAAUACUGGGAAUCGUUUUGCCAAGUUGAAGUUAGGAUACCAUAAUUCUUGGCACAGUUAGAUUAUAAAUGUGAUUCUGAAAUAUUAGAGGAAUUGGGGUUAUUGGCAAGAUAUGAACUUAUAUUAUUAGUAAGUUUCUUAGGUUUAAUUUCCUCAGUGAACAGAGAAUCUCAGCCCCAUUGGCUCUAAUAAAGUGGGUUGGGGCUAUGUAGUGUGUGGUCAUAAUUUAAUCCAGCUGGGCUGUAUAUCUCUUUUUUCAUGUUGUGGCUUAUUUACACUGUCACACACUCCACAUUGUGGAUCAGUUAGAAGGUUUUCAUCUGGUUUUAUUCAGACCUGACCUAAUUGGGCAUUUUACCAUAAAUUGGGAUAUGGUGAAAACUUUCUACUUAGGGACUAUAUUUACCUAAAAUUUAGGAUAUCACAGAAAGUCCGUAACAAUAGUAAAAUGAGUUUUCUGAAUUUAUCUUUAGAUAAGGUAACUUUUUCUAUGAGAAUGCUUAAGAAAUGCAGUUCUCAGCAUUAAUGAGGUUAAAUUUAUAGAACAACUUAGAGAAUAUAUUUCUUUUCAUAAAACGGUAUAUCUAUGCAGUUAUAUAAAUUACAUUAUAUAUUCUUUGAGUCUUUGUAUUAGAACAAUUCUGACCUCAGAACUAUCUCUGGGCUACAGUAUUACCAAAGUGGAAUGACUUUAAAAUGUAGUCAUAUUUCAUUUGUAUGAAAUAGCCAUCUUAAAAGAACUUGGAAAUCUUUAGAAAAUAUAUAUUGUGAUUUACAUUUUAAAGCAAUAUGUAACUUUUUUUUUCCCCCUGUGAAGAAUAGUUCAUAAUGUAUAAGGUAACCCAGUUAUCUUUUGGACACUUUAGAACCUGAAAUAAUAUUACCGCUUACUCAUUGCUCUUUCAUCUCGCCUCCUGUCAGAUGUUACUGGUAUAAUGGCAAAAAACCAGUCUGUGUAUUAUAUCUGGAUUCUUUUCUUGGAUGGGAACCUCAGGCAUAUCCUUUCACCUUCUCUGUGCCUUAGGUUUGUAAACAAUCGAUAUGCUCUUCCAACCUCAUGAGUCUCAGAAGUCGUAAGUCAGAAAGUUACAUGACUCAACAGAGAUAAUGGAUCUGAAUGCAUUCUACAUGGCUAAUACAUGCCACACACAAGCAUUAGUGUUGAAGUUCUGUUUUGCUUCCUAUACAGAUCAUUCUGUUUCCUUAGGGUGAAUGUUUUCUGACAUGUAUUAUAUCUCCAGUAAGAAUUUGCUUAUAUUAUGUAAGGAGGAGUUUUUAAGGAAGAGAAAGCAGAGAAGAAAGGAGUGAUUAUAAAUGAAUGAUCAAAAAAAAAAAAAAAAAAGGAAGGAAAAGAGAGAAAGUGAGGAAAGUGAGGAAAGAGAAGGGGAUAAAAGUGAGAAUGGCAAAAGGCAGAGUAAGAGAAAAGAUGGAAUGAGAGUGGGAAAAUCGAGAAGUGGAGGUGGAGAGAAAUGCUGUGGAAACUGUCACUUUUUGAGUUGUAGGCCCCCCACCCUGUGCCCCUGUCUGCCUGCCUUCUGUUUUCAGUUUGUGAGGCCCUCCGGGGUCAGGAAGGGUACUGGCUUUCAUGGAGGCAGCAGCACAACUACUUUGGUUUGAUUCGUCAAUACUAGAGUCCUGUUGCAGUCACUCUACUCACUGAUCUAAUUUAGUGAUAAUGAUUCAACAUUGUAUUUCUUGACUGGAUCCCAGUCAGUUGUUGGAUUAUACAAGACUAACCACCGGGAUUCACAGGGGAGUCCAGGGUGGAGGGGACGGCUCAGUUAGGUUGGAAGGGGCCCCAGGAAUCUGUUAACAGUUUUCCAGAGGAUACUGAUAGGAAGCCAGAUUUGGGAAUCACUGCCCCCCCCGCCCCCGAAUGGCAGUAGAUCACAUCUGUUGAUUCCUUAGUAGGCAUACUUUCAGUGGAACAGUUAUAAAUGGAUUCAAGAGAUGAGCAGACAGGAGAAACACAUUGAAGGGAAAAGCCUGAAAAGAUAAUUUUCAGAAGUUUGUAUUGUAAGUAAUAAAUACCUUAAUAGUAAUCAGAACCUCUUUGAAGUGUUUUAGAAAGAUCAUGGAUCUGUUGUUUUUUUUUUUUAAAUACCUUUUUUGGUUCCUUAGAGUAAAUAGAGAAGGAUAGUAGUGGUGCAAUAGGUCAGGUAUGGGGCCAAUUAUCCAUUUAUUAAAUGUACUUUCAAGUGUCUUAAAACAACAGUUGCCUUAUUGCAUUUUAAUAUUUAAUAAAAGUAGAUUAAUGAUUUGUACUGUAACAGUUAUCCUUUUUACAUUGCCAAAGCAACCCUUUUUUGCCUCUUAAAGUCUGGCUAAGUUGUUCCAGUGUUCGCUGUUCCCUAAUUCACUGAACAGAAAACCAGAUUUCUAAAAUCAAGUUAUAUAAACUUAACUCUAAGAGGUGGCACAGGAAUGUUGUUUUUUUUUUUUAAACUAGAAUAUGAUGUUAAUUCAAAUGUCUAGGAAUUAGAGAACCAUGAAAAGAAUAUGGAAUAGCAUGUUGGACUAGGCAAUUUAAAAUUGAUUAAAAUAAAUGUCGAAUUUACCUUUAAAUGGAAAACAAUGUAUUGUCACCUCAUUUCUACCAAUAAUUCCAAAUGUCUAACGGGAUUAUUUCUUUAGAAUUUACAUAAACUCGGUUUUUAAACAAAAAAGUGCCUUUCAAAAGGGGAAAAAAAAGAAAGGAAAAUUUCUCUUAACUACCAAUACUGUGAAUGCUAUUUGGAGGGUCUGUGGUCAGGCAUUUUAAUAUCAAACUUAAGAACUGAUGUGGAGCCUUUGCUUAUGUUUGGUUUAUACAUACAAUCUGAAUUUGUGAGCAUAUUCGCACACAUAAUACCAUAGCAACUCCUUGUAAAACAUGAAGAGAACGCAACAGUGUUAUAUUCCAUUUAAAAAGUAAAUUGACUUUGACUGUGAUGGCAAAUAGCUGUUUUCAACUUUGUAUAAAAUCUCUUCAGGGAAUAUUGGAAUGUUAUGCAAAAAUACAGUUCAGGGCUUGUUGUAUACCCACAGAGUAUGUCAUCCAUUCAACACUUAGCAGAACCCACAUGCAUAAUAUGCAUUGUCAUCAGUAUUUGAGAGCUGGACCAUUGGUUUUUGAUGGAUGUUGUAACAAAAGAUCUGUGAAGGAGGUCGUGGUUUGUACCUCUUCCCAAAGUAAAAAACUGGAAAAGUUGCAAGUGUUUCAGUUUUUCACAGGCAUUUUGCAUAAAUAUAUUAAUAUUUUCAGUAGUAAUGGUUCUAAAGCUGCAGGAAGGCAUGUUGGUAUACUGUGACAUGUAGAAAUUACUACCUUUAAACUGCUUUUUACCUUAAAAUAUUAUGAUUUUAGGAUAAUUUGGAUAUCUUCCUCCAAGUAUUUUGUGUAUCUUAAAAUUUAUUAAAGGGGAAUAAGAUUCUAGAUUUGGGUGUAACCUGAGAAUAAUGGAAAUUGCUUUGUUCUGUAUUGGGGGAGUUCAAGUCACCUUUUUCUUGAGAAACUGUAUUGCUGUUGCUAAAUAAAUAUGUACUCCAUAAAUGUUUAAUUUCUUCAAA